Canariomyces notabilis is the source of this 1676-nucleotide messenger RNA. RefSeq names its product pyrophosphatase-domain-containing protein. Gene Ontology annotation, cellular component: nucleus; cytoplasm. Bases 238 to 1401 code for a protein of 387 amino acids. Gene Ontology annotation, molecular function: magnesium ion binding; inorganic diphosphate phosphatase activity. The transcript is spliced from 5 exons. NCBI's taxonomy places the organism in Eukaryota, Fungi, Ascomycota, Sordariomycetes, Sordariales, Chaetomiaceae. Gene Ontology annotation, biological process: phosphate-containing compound metabolic process. The record is from RefSeq and is a predicted model, not a curated record.
CCUCGGGACACGUGAGCGGGUGAAAGAAGAUCGGUCCGAGGGAAAAGAGUCAAAAGGACACUACCGACCAAACCCCCAUAAUCCUGGGACGCCUUGCCAGGCAAAUAGUGUGUCGGCAUGCUGCCGACACGAACAGUCCGUUUGCUUCAUCAGAGGCAGGCGUCACCCGCUAGACUGGUGUCGUUCUUACCGCAGCAGCAACAGCAGCGGCACGUCUCUGCAGUAGUCAGAAGAAAUAUGCCGCCGAGCCAAUUUGCCCACCCCGGCCAAUCACAGAUCCGGUCGCUGUCGUCACACCGCAAUGGGCCCACCCCCACCACCGAAGCCCCUCCCCCUCCUUCCUCCGAAGCUGCUGGGCUUUCCCUUUCCACCGCUGCAAAUCCCUCGACCUUAAAUUUGCGAUCGACGAGCACGGUAAAAGUUCUCUCCUCCUCUGCCUCGCGAACUGCCCAACUUGCCCGGCAUCUGUCGAGUUUUCCAUCGUCUUCUCACCAUACCCGGAGCUACAGCACAAGCUCGACCAGCAAGAUGGCCUCCCCGUAUUCUGUGCGCAAGGUCGGCGCACCUAACACGAUGGAGCACCGUGUCUACAUUGAGAAGGAUGGUGUGCCCAUUUCACCGUUCCACGACAUCCCGCUCUAUGCAAACCAGGAGCAGACUAUCCUGAACAUGAUUGUUGAGAUCCCCCGCUGGACCAAUGCCAAGCUCGAGAUCUCCAAGGACGAGCUCUUGAACCCCAUCAAGCAGGACACCAAGAAGGGAAAGCUCCGCUACGUUCGCAACUGCUUCCCCCACAAGGGUUACCUGUGGAACUACGGUGCCUUCCCCCAGACAUGGGAAGACCCCAAUGUGAUCCACCCCGAGACCAAGGCCAAGGGCGACAACGACCCGCUCGAUGUCUGCGAGAUUGGCGAGCUCGUCGGCUACACGGGCCAGGUCAAGCAGGUCAAGGUUCUCGGCGUCAUGGCGCUGCUGGACGAGGAGGAGACGGACUGGAAGGUCAUUGUGAUUGACGUCAACGACCCGCUGGCGCCCAAGCUCAACGACGUCGAGGACGUUGAGCGCCACCUGCCGGGCCUGCUGCGCGCCACCAACGAGUGGUUCCGCAUCUACAAGAUCCCGGACGGCAAGCCCGAGAACCACUUUGCCUUUACCGGCGAGUGCAAGAACAAGAAGUACGCCAUGGAUGUCGUGCACGAGUGCAACGAAGCCUGGGAGAAGCUUAUUACAGGCAAGACGGCGCCUGGCGGUAUUGCCACCACCAACCUCACCGUUGGCCAUUCGGUCAGCCGCGUCUCGCCCGACCAGCUGCCGCCCAUCCCCCAGCACCAGGAGCUGCCGCCCGCGCCCAUUGACAGCUCCAUCGACAAGUGGUUUUUCAUCAGCGGUGCUUCUGCUUAGAUCACGGAACCGAGAUCUGGGGCAUGCACGGUACAUAGAGAUCAUGUCGCAGAAAACAACGCCUUUCUGCUUACAUAGCUAGGGUACUUGAAAAGAUGGAUAUCGUGUGUAAUCAACAGCGACCGCUCAGAUGUUCUGCCUCUCAGCCGACCUGCUGAGAAUCCCAACGGUGCUUAUGAGUCCGGUGGUUGUAGUAGUGAUGGUAUAUAUUCCCGCCUCUGAUAAAUCAAGCUCUUAACGCCUCCCAAUGCUUCUAGCGUGGACGUAGACAUACA